This is a messenger RNA of Hippopotamus amphibius kiboko, 1146 nucleotides long. Its product is annotated as probable UDP-sugar transporter protein SLC35A4. Gene Ontology annotation, biological process: pyrimidine nucleotide-sugar transmembrane transport. NCBI's taxonomy places the organism in Eukaryota, Metazoa, Chordata, Mammalia, Artiodactyla, Hippopotamidae. Gene Ontology annotation, cellular component: Golgi membrane. Gene Ontology annotation, molecular function: pyrimidine nucleotide-sugar transmembrane transporter activity. The record is from RefSeq and is a predicted model, not a curated record.
AUGAGUGUAGAGGACGGGGGUGUGCCAGGCCUGGGCCGUCCCAGGCAGGCCCGCUGGACCCUGAUGCUCCUCCUGUCCACUGCCAUGUACGGUGCCCAUGCCCCACUGCUGGCACUGUGCCAUGUGGAUGGCCGUGUGCCCUUCCGACCCUCCUCAGCUGUACUGCUGACUGAACUGACCAAGCUGCUGCUGUGCGCCUUCUCCCUCCUGGUAGGCUGGCAAGCAUGGCCCCAGGGGACCCCACCCUGGCGCCAGGCUGCCCCAUUCGCACUGUCAGCCCUGCUGUACGGUGCCAACAACAACCUGGUGAUCUACCUUCAACGUUACAUGGACCCCAGCACCUACCAGGUGCUGAGUAAUCUCAAGAUUGGAAGCACAGCCCUGUUCUACUGUCUCUGCCUCCGACACCGCCUCUCUGCACGCCAGGGCUUAGCGCUGCUGCUGCUGAUGGCAGCAGCAGCCUGCUAUGCAGCUGGUGGCCUCCAGGACCCUGGGAACACCCUUCCUGGGCCCCCUUCAGCAGCAGCUGCAGGCCCCAUGCCCCUGCAUAUCACUCCACUGGGACUGCUGCUUCUGAUUGUGUACUGCCUCAUCUCAGGCUUGUCUUCCGUGUACACAGAGCUGCUCAUGAAGCGACAGCGACUGCCCCUGGCACUUCAGAACCUCUUUCUCUACUUUGGCGUGCUCCUGAACCUUGGUCUGCAUGCAGGUGGCAGCCCCGGCCAAGGCCCCCUGGAGGGUUUCUCGGGAUGGGCGGCACUCGUAGUGCUGAGCCAGGCGCUGAACGGACUGCUCAUGUCUGCGGUCCUGAAGCACGGCAGCAGCAUCACACACCUCUUCAUCGUGUCCUGCUCACUCGUGGUCAAUGCCGUGCUCUCAGCAGCCCUGCUGCGGCUUCAGCUCACAGCUGCCUUCUUUCAGGCCACGCUGCUCAUUGGCCUGGCUGUGCGCCUGUACUAUGGCAGUCGCUAGCCCCUCACCACCUCCACCCUGAUUCCUGACCUGUAGACUGGGUGCCACCAUCAGAGCCACCUCCCAGUGCUGACCCCUCCCUUCAGCAGUCCUGUAACAAGUGCCUUGUGAGAAAAGCUGGGGAAGUGAGAACAUCCACAUUAGUCUCUGAAGCUAGGUGGAUGGAGGGAUAAG